AUGGAGCAUUACGCAUGCGCAGCGAUAGUGAUGAGGCUUCAACUGGUAGGAUGGCGCAUGCGUAGUGAGGUUUUGGUUCCUACAGUUGCUUUGUGCGUGCGCAGUGUGGCUGCAAGUCCUGGCAGGGUGGUAGUGAGCGGCGAGUCGCUGGGGGCGGGGCUAGGACGGCGGCGGGGCGCGAGGCGCCCGCGUGAGCUUGGGGGCGCCCUGUGCGUGGGGGGGCAGCUCCUGGGGGUGCCCCCCCCCGGCAGGAUGGCGGAGGAGAAGAAGCCAAAGCUGAGCCAGACGCUGCUGCCUGGUGACUCCAUGAAGGUGGUGGCCGAGUCCAUGGGGCUGGCGCAGGUGCCUGAGGAGGCUGCACAGCUGCUGGCUGACGAGGUCAGCUACCGUCUCAAGGAGAUUGCACAGGACGCCGUGAAGUUCAUGCACAUGGGGCGGCGCCGCAAGCUGACAACCAGCGACAUCGACUAUGCACUCAAGCUCAAGAACGUGGAGCCGCUGUAUGGGUUCCAGGCACAAGAGUUCCUGCCUUUCCGCUUCGCCAGUGGAGGUGGGCGCGAGCUCUACUUCUAUGACGAGCGCGAGGUUGAGCUCAGUGACAUCAUCAACACACCGCUGCCCCGCGUGCCCCUGGACGUGUGCCUCAAGGCUCAUUGGCUCAGCAUCGAGGGCGUCCAGCCGGCCAUCCCUGAGAACCCACCCCCCGCCCCCAAGGAACAGCAGAAGACCGAGGCCACAGAGCCCCUGAAGGCCGCAAAGCCGGGGCAGGACGACGAUGGGGCCCUGAAGGGCAAGGGCCAGAGCGCAGCCGCCCCCGACGCCAAGGGCAAAGAGAAGAAGGGAGGGUUGCUGGAGGGCGCGGCACUGCGCCUGAAGCCGCGCAGCAUCCACGAGCUCUCAGUGGAGCAGCAGCUUUACUACAAGGAGAUCACAGAGGCCUGCGUGGGUUCCUGCGAGGCUAAGCGUGCUGAGGCCCUGCAGAGCAUCGCCACAGACCCUGGGCUCUACCAGAUGCUGCCACGCUUCAGCACCUUCAUCUCCGAGGGGGUGCGGGUGAAUGUGGUGCAGAACAAUCUGGCGCUGCUCAUCUACCUCAUGCGCAUGGUGAAGGCGCUGAUGGACAACCCCACCUUGUACCUGGAAAAAUACCUGCAUGAGCUGAUCCCAGCCGUGAUGACCUGCAUCGUGAGCCGCCAACUCUGCCUACGCCCAGAUGUGGACAACCACUGGGCGCUGCGCGACUUCGCCGCCCGCCUCGUAGCUCAGGUCUGCAAGAACUUCAGCACUACCACCAACAACAUCCAGUCCCGCAUCACCAAGACCUUCACCAAGAGCUGGGUGGAUGAGAAGACACCGUGGACGACGCGCUAUGGGUCCAUCGCGGGGCUGGCGGAGCUGGGCCCUGAUGUGAUCAAGACACUGAUUCUGCCGCGCCUGGCGGGUGAGGGUGAGCGUGUGCGCGCAGUGCUGGAGGGGCCAGUGCUCAGCACCAUCGACCGCAUCGGGGCUGACCACGUCCAGAGCCUGCUCCUGAAGCACUGUGCGCCAGUGCUGGCAAAGCUGCGGGCGCCACCAGACAACCAGGAAUCCUACAAGGCUGACUACGGGCACCUUGGUGCCCUGCUCUGCUCCCACGUGGUCAAGGCCCGGGCCCAGGCCGCGCUGCAGGCCCAGCAGGUCAACCGCACCACCCUCACCAUCACCCAGCCACGGCCAACGCUGACACUGGCGCAGGCCCCGCAGAGCCCAGCACCACGCGCCUCCCCCCUCCUGAAGGUGCCGGGGACACUGGCACUGCCUGUGCCUGGUCUGGUGCCAGGGGGGCGCCCGGCCCCCCCCAGCCAGCCCUCACCCCCCCCCACCAAGUUCAUCGUCAUGUCCUCGGCCUCUGGCUCCAGCGCCUCCCAGCAGGUGAUCACGUUCACCACGGCAGCAUCUCCAGCAGGCGCAGGGGCAGCUGGGGGAGCCCCUGUAGCAGUGGGGGGGGCGGGGGGGGCACCACCUCCACCCCCAGUGGUGAAGCUGGUGUCAGCUGCCCCAGCCCCUCCCAGCCCUGGCCCCUCCGGCCCCUCCCUGCAAAAGUACAUUGUGGUCUCCCUGCCCCCCGGCCCCGCCCCCAGCCCUGGCCCCACCCCCUCAGCUGCGGGGGGGUUGGUGGGGGGAGCUCCAGGGGGGACUGGGGCCCAGGCCUCCCCCCCUGCUGCUGCUCCCCCUAAGGCUGAGGCCAGCGACAGCCCCCAGGCCACACCAGCCCCCCCUGCCAGCAAGGCCAAUGGUGCCCCUGGGGGCACCACCCCCUCCCCCCAGCCCGCCCAGUGAACCCCUCAUGGCCUUCCCAUCAUCCCCUUGUGACCCCCCCACCUAGUGACUUCCAUGACCCUCCUGUGACUUCCAGUGAUCCCCUGCAGCUCACCCAAUGACCCCUGUGAUCUCAUGUGACCCCUCUAUAACCCCUAGUCUGCCCAGUGACCCCCUCUGUGAUCCCUUACCCCCCAUUGCUCCCCAGGGUAAUUUCAAUGUGGGGGUUGUGCCCCCCUGUACUUAGCUAUGUAAAUACACCCCCCCCAAUAAAGGAGCCAACCCCUGCC
Molecule: messenger RNA, 2588 nt
Organism: Alligator mississippiensis (American alligator)
Lineage: Eukaryota; Metazoa; Chordata; Crocodylia; Alligatoridae
Gene: TAF6
Product: TATA-box binding protein associated factor 6
Exons: 15
Coding region: 1-2319 (772 amino acids)
Biological process (GO): transcription initiation at RNA polymerase II promoter; RNA polymerase II preinitiation complex assembly
Cellular component (GO): SAGA complex; transcription factor TFIID complex; SLIK (SAGA-like) complex
Molecular function (GO): transcription coactivator activity; RNA polymerase II general transcription initiation factor activity; protein heterodimerization activity
Source: RefSeq, a predicted model, not a curated record